AUGCAGCAGUGCCAGUACACUGCAGAUACUUACAACGGGAUCUGUAAAGCUGUUGUCACGUACGACAGCGAGAAGGCAGCGGCAUAUGCAUUAGAAAGAAUAAACAAUUAUGAAUUUCCAUCUGGCGAGAUUGUUACAAUUAAGCCAGACGAUAACCCCCUCAAUAAAGUAGCUAGUAACCUGGCAAACAUAGUAAACAGUUUUAAAAAUUCAUUAGAUGCUGGUAAUCCCAACUUGCUUCAGUUAGCUGAUGCUAUAGCUCAAACUUCAUCUUUGAUAAAAGCAGCUACAACUGGUAAAAUUGACCAAAAAGUGCACACCUCAGAGUCUGAGACUUAUGGCAACGUGUGUCUGCCGCCUCCACAGCCGACGGUCGGCACAAUGCACCGGGUAGCUCAGAGAUGCUUUAUUGUUUGUAAACCAUAUCCACCUUCGUUAUCCGUUUUACGGGAUAUAUUCUGCCGUUUUGGAGAUCUCAUUGAUGUGUGCACUUUUCCUAACAAAACAUUUGGAUUUGUGAAAUAUGCUAGUAUUAGAGCAGCCCAGGAGGCUAUGAGAACUCUCAAUGGAAAAGUGUUACACGGCGUUCAUUACAAAGUAUUGGAGGCUGAUGAGAGGCCAUCCAAGGAUGAGGAUGUUAAACUAGAUGACCCUGAAUACCUAGAACCUAGCCAGGGAAGUAAAAGGAUUAAACUUCAUCAAAGCGACUGA
Ostrinia nubilalis (European corn borer) is the source of this 711-nucleotide messenger RNA. Its product is annotated as RNA-binding protein 45-like. The record is from RefSeq and is a predicted model, not a curated record. Lineage: Eukaryota; Metazoa; Arthropoda; Insecta; Lepidoptera; Crambidae. The transcript has a single exon. Gene Ontology annotation, molecular function: RNA binding. Bases 1 to 711 code for a protein of 236 amino acids.